AUGGGGCUCCCCGCGCUCGAAUUCAGCGACUGCUGCCUCGACAGCCCGCACUUCAGAGAGACGCUCAAGUCGCACGAAGCGGAGCUGGACAAGACCAACAAAUUCAUCAAGGAGCUCAUCAAGGACGGGAAGUCACUCAUCAGCGCGCUUAAGAAUCUAUCUUCAGCGAAGAGGAAAUUUGCUGAUUCCUUAAAUGAAUUUAAAUUCCAGUGCAUAGGAGAUGCAGAAACAGAUGAUGAAAUGUGUAUAGCAAAGUCUUUGCAGGAGUUUGCCACUGUCCUCAGGAAUCUUGAAGAUGAACGGAUACGGAUGAUUGAGAAUGCCAGCGAGGUGCUCAUCACUCCCUUGGAGAAGUUUCGAAAGGAGCAGAUUGGGGCUGCCAAGGAAGCCAAAAAGAAGUAUGACAAGGAGACAGAAAAGUAUUGUGGCGUCUUAGAAAAACACUUGAAUUUGUCUUCUAAGAAGAAAGAAUCUCAGCUUCAGGAGGCAGACAGCCAAGUGGACUUGGUCCGGCAGCAUUUCUAUGAAGUAUCCCUGGAGUAUGUCUUCAAGGUGCAGGAAGUCCAAGAGAGAAAGAUGUUUGAAUUCGUGGAGCCGCUACUGGCGUUCUUGCAAGGACUCUUCACUUUCUAUCACCAUGGUUAUGAACUGGCCAAGGACUUCGGUGACUUCAAGACGCAGUUGACCAUUAGCAUACAGAACACAAGAAACCGCUUCGAAGGUACCAGGUCAGAAGUGGAAUCACUGAUGAAAAAGAUGAAGGAGAAUCCCCUUGAGCACAAGACCAUCAGUCCCUACACCAUGGAAGGGUACCUGUAUGUUCAGGAGAAACGGCACUUUGGAACUUCUUGGGUGAAGCACUACUGUACCUAUCAACGGGAUUCCAAACAAAUCACCAUGGUACCAUUUGACCAAAAGUCAGGAGGAAAGGGGGGAGAAGAUGAAUCUGUCAUCCUGAAAUCCUGCACACGGCGGAAAACAGACUCUAUCGAGAAGAGGUUUUGCUUUGACGUAGAAGCAGUAGACAGGCCAGGAGUCAUCACCAUGCAGGCGUUGUCGGAAGAGGACCGGAGGCUCUGGAUGGAGGCCAUGGAUGGCCGGGAACCUGUCUACAAUUCGAACAAAGACAGUCAGAGCGAAGGGACUGCACAGUUGGACAGCAUUGGCUUCAGCAUCAUCAGGAAAUGCAUCCACGCUGUGGAAACCAGAGGGAUCAAUGAGCAAGGGCUCUACCGAAUCGUGGGGGUCAAUUCCAGAGUCCAGAAGCUACUGAGUGUCCUGAUGGACCCCAAAACUGCUUCUGAGGCGGAGACUGAUAUCUGUGCCGAAUGGGAGAUAAAGACGAUCACUAGUGCUUUGAAGACCUACCUAAGAAUGCUUCCGGGACCACUCAUGAUGUACCAGUUUCAAAGAAGUUUCAUCAAAGCAGCAAAACUGGAGAACCAGGAGUCUCGAGUCUCUGAAAUCCAUAGCCUUGUUCAUCGGCUCCCAGAGAAAAAUAGGCAGAUGUUACAGCUGCUCAUGAACCACUUGGCAAAUGUCGCUAAUAACCACAAGCAGAAUCUGAUGACAGUGGCAAACCUCGGCGUGGUGUUUGGACCCACCCUACUGCGUCCUCAGGAAGAAACAGUAGCAGCCAUCAUGGAUAUCAAGUUUCAGAACAUUGUCAUUGAGAUCCUCAUAGAAAAUCACGAAAAGAUAUUCAACACCGUGCCUGAUAUGCCUCUCACCAAUGCCCAGCUGCACCUGUCCCGGAAGAAGAGCAGUGACUCCAAGCCCCCUUCCUGCAGCGAAAGGCCCCUGACGCUCUUCCACACCAUGCAGUCAGCAGAGAAACAGGAACAAAGAAACAGCAUCAUCAACUCCAGUUUAGAAUCUGUCGUCUCAUCAAAUGCAAACAGCAUCCUUAAUUCCAGCAGCAGCUUACAGCCCAACAUGAACUCCAGUGACCCGGAUCUCGAUGUGCUCAAACCCACCCGGCCCAACUCGCUCCCCCCGAAUCCAAGCCCAACUUCACCCCUCUCGCCAUCUUGGCCCAUGUUCUCGGCGCCAUCCAGCCCUAUGCCCACCUCAUCCACGUCCAGCGACUCAUCCCCCAUCAGGUCUGUUGCAGGGUUUGUUUGGUUUUCUGUUGCUGCCGUUGUUCUCUCAUUGGCUUGGUCCUCUCUUCAUGCAGUGUUCAGCCUCCUCGUCAACUUUGUUCCCCGCCAUCCAAACCUGCACUUGCUUUUUGACAGGCCAGAAGAAGCGGUUCGUGAAGACUCCAGCACACCGUUCCGGAAGGCAAAAGCCUUAUAUGCCUGCAAAGCUGAACAUGACUCAGAACUCUCGUUCACAGCAGGCACAGUCUUCGACAAUGUUCAUCCAUCUCAGGAGCCUGGCUGGUUGGAAGGGACUCUGAACGGAAAGACUGGCCUCAUCCCUGAGAACUACGUGGAGUUCUUUUAA
Messenger RNA from Puma concolor (puma), 2448 nucleotides. The record is from RefSeq and is a predicted model, not a curated record. Lineage: Eukaryota; Metazoa; Chordata; Mammalia; Carnivora; Felidae.